This is a messenger RNA of Sphaeroforma arctica JP610, 775 nucleotides long. RefSeq lists its product as hypothetical. The transcript is spliced from 3 exons. The record is from RefSeq and is a predicted model, not a curated record. Bases 55 to 360 code for a protein of 101 amino acids. NCBI's taxonomy places the organism in Eukaryota, Ichthyosporea, Ichthyophonida.
AAUCCUAAAGGCGCUGACGUAAAUGGCAAAUCCGAUCCAUAUGUCACGGUUACCAUGGGCAAGCACAAGAUAACUAAAACAAAAACAAUAGAAAACACCCUCGAUCCAGUCUGGGAUGAGGAGCCUAUCAAAUUUCCGCUGAAUGAAACAGAGGUCGAAGAUAUCUUGUUCAAAAUCAAAGACAGGGAUCUCGUAGGCUCAGACACGCUUGGUUUUGUGAGAAUUGUUCUGAAAGACUUGUUGGAGGGAAAGAAAAUCGACGGAUGGUUCCCGUUAUCGAAGAAGUCCACCAGCAAACCGGGCGCUGGUAGUCCUCUAGGGGAGAUCAAAAUUUCAGUACAAUUCGUCGGGGUAUAUUAGACCAAACGCGCGAAUGGCACCGUGAUGGGUGUAGCAGUUGAUAAUAGAGGAGUUACGAUAAAAACUGACGUUAUCGUCAGAGCGAUAAGAGAACAAUUUUCCCCUUGUAUCAUAGAGCUCGAUGAGAUCAUUGCCUUCAUAUUUUAAUGACUUCGAGAAGUUUUCUAGGCUGAGCCUCCUUGGAAUGGGGAGUAAAUGUAUUCCUUAAAUUCAAUCCGCCAUACUCGCGAACAAAGCUGUGCUGCAUGGUAAGAAUUUUUUCGUCAACUGAAUUCCAAAUUCAUGCGGACGUGUGGCCUACAUUUGUUCCCAUCAGCGUGCAUAUAGAUGGAAGUAGUGUUGUGCCGCUUCUAUAUGGGACAUACGACAUGGGUCACCAACGAUAACAGGCAAGACUCGAUUCAUAUAAAAGGCA